This is a messenger RNA of Brachypodium distachyon (stiff brome), 1162 nucleotides long. Its product is annotated as dehydrin COR410. Gene Ontology annotation, biological process: response to water. The transcript has 2 exons. The record is from RefSeq and is a predicted model, not a curated record. Lineage: Eukaryota; Viridiplantae; Streptophyta; Magnoliopsida; Poales; Poaceae. Gene Ontology annotation, cellular component: membrane. The coding region runs from base 129 to 887 and encodes 252 amino acids.
GCGUCUAGCCUGGACAACUUCAUCAUUCGGAGAGCCAAAGCAAAAGCCACAAUACUUCCUCUGCUCAUCUGUUGCGUUCUUCUUUAGUUUUGUCAACUGUUUAGCUGCAACCGGUUGUUGGAUCGAUCAUGGAGGAUGAGAGAAACACCCAGUCGCACCAGGCCGCCGAUCAGGUGGAGGUAACAGAUAGGGGCCUCUUCGACAAGUUCAUCGGUAAGAAGAAGGAAGAGGAGGACAAGAAGCAGGAGGAGGUGCUGGUCACCGGCAUGGAGAAGGUCUCCGUGGAAGAGCCCGAGGUGAAGGAGGAGGAAGUACACCAGGAUGGAGAGAAGAAGGAGAGCCUCUUCACGAAGCUGCAGCGAUCCAGCUCCAGCUCCAGCUCGUCAAGUGACGAGGAAGAGGAGGUGAUCGACGACAACGGUGAGGUGAUCAAGAGGAAGAAGAAGAAAGGGCUCAAGGAGAAGAUCAAGGAGAAGCUGCCCGGCCACAAGGACACCGAGGGCGAGCACAAGACUGCCGCACCCACACCGGGGCCGCCCGUGCCUAGCCACCAUGAUGAUGACGGAGCCGUCGUCGUCGAGAAGAUCGAUGGUGAAGUCAAGACAGAGGCGCCACCGGCACCCGAGGAGGAAAAGAAAGGUUUCUUGGAGAAGAUCAAGGAGAAGCUGCCUGGCGGCCACAAGAAGCCGGAAGACACUGCUGCGGUGCCAGUCACACAUGGUGCCCCAGCACCGGUGCACACGCCGGGGCCGGCAGCCACCGAGGAGGUGAGCAGCCCGGAGAAGAAGGGCAUACUAGGCAAGAUCAUGGACAAGCUGCCUGGUUACCACAAGACACCUGGGGAGGAGGACAAGGCCGCCGCCGGCGAGCACAAGACCACCGCUUAAUCGGAGCCGUAGUCUGGAUCGAGACUUGGGACCGGACCUUGGUUGAAGUGUUUCGCCGUGUUGUGUUCUGUUUUGCAUUUUAUGUUCGUGUCAGGGUUGAAAGGGUUGAUCGUCUUGAACGUCUGGUCUGUAAAGCCCGUAAAAGGUGCAGUGAUGGUUGUUUGUGUUUAGUUUGGGCACGAGCUUCAGUUUGGUCAAGAUGCGUUUGUGUAUUGGUUUAUUGCUAGGCAUUAUGCAUUGAUAUAUAUUAAUGAUUUCUGCCCAGUAUAUAUUAA